Molecule: messenger RNA, 1348 nt
Organism: Rhipicephalus microplus (southern cattle tick)
Lineage: Eukaryota; Metazoa; Arthropoda; Arachnida; Ixodida; Ixodidae
Gene: RPA2
Product: Replication protein A2
Biological process (GO): DNA replication; double-strand break repair via homologous recombination; nucleotide-excision repair
Cellular component (GO): DNA replication factor A complex; site of double-strand break; chromosome, telomeric region
Molecular function (GO): single-stranded DNA binding
Source: RefSeq, a predicted model, not a curated record
CACAUUCUGGCGCGCUCGUGUCUGCGCUUGUCUGUGAGCUGUUUUGUGCCGCUGGCGUAUCUUUUAUUGAAAGCGCGCCAACUUAAUUGGCUGAAAGACCUUUAAGUUACGACUGACGCCUAUAGGAACAGUUAACUGUAUUGUGAUCUUGCUGUUCGCCCUAUCUUACAAUGGCAGCGUGGGGCGAUGGUGGAGGCUUCAUGCCACCGGACUCUCAACAGGACACGCCUCAGCGCAAGUUCGCAGGCCGCCACGACAAUGUUGUUCCAUGCACAAUAGCUCAGAUCCACAUGAUGGGUCAGGACUCUCUGACCGUAGGAGAUCUUGAGGUGCAAUAUGUAUCGUUGGUGGGACUGGUGACAAGCGUUGACCAGCAGAGCACUCGUGUCAACUUCACCCUGGAUGACAGGACAGGCCCACCGAUCGAAGGACUGAUCUUUGCCCAGGAAGAGGAGCAGCAGCGUGUCCUGAGCCACCUUGUGGAGGGAAGCUACGUUCGUGUGGUGGGCCCUGUGCGUUCUGCUGAGGGAAAACGACAGCUCAAGGCCUUCAAGGUUUUCCCAGUGACCGAUCUGAAUGAGCUGACACUCCACCUUGCCGAAGUGGUGCAUUCCAACAUGGCUCUACGUGUGGGCUUCACUCCCAGCUCAGUGAAGCAUGAGCCAAUGGACACAAGUGCCAACUCAUUCCUUGGAGCUGGUGCUGGUAAUUUGGGUUUGAACCAGCAGCAGAAACUGGUGUACGAAGCUAUCCGGGAGUGCACAACCAACAUUGGGAUAGGCUUCGAUGAAAUUUGCUCCAGACUGAAGUCUAUGAACAAGAAUACAAUAAGGGACGUAGUGGAGUUUCUUGCCAACGAAGGACACAUUUUCACAACCAUGGACGACGAGCAUUACAAAGCCACAGACUCGGCGUAGCCCUGCAUUCCACAACCUGUAUUUCGUUAAUGUAUACAAUGUUCAUUAUCUACUACCCACCAUUUAAGAAAAUGUAAUAGAUUGUGUUCUUGUAAAAGCUAAGGCCAUUCGUCCUGUCUUCUCGUAACAUUCACAGUCAGGUGGCAUUGCGUUGCUUUUCCCUGCUGGCAGUUUAAGCAGAAGGAACAUAAAUGUGAAAAGCCCCGUUGGUGAAAGCAGUGCACUGCAAUGUACGCUGCUGCAACAUUAUGAAAAUCAGCAGACCCUACUUCAUUUUCCCCAUGUGAUUUGUCAUCUGUUAGAUGGCAGCCUCUGAAUAUUCCCAAAUAUUCUUUUUGAAUACUUAAGACACAAAUCUUUCCUUUUAUAUAAAUCGUCAUUGAACUGUGCUGAAGGUAUUGAGCCUUAAUAAAACCGCAGCUUUACACGCC